AUCUGUAACCCACUGAGCGAGGCCAGGGAUCGAACUGCAACCUCACGGUUCCCAGUCAGAUUUGUUUCUCCUGUGCCACGACCGGAACUCCUGCUGGGUCUUCUUUGCCAGAAGACAUCCUUCCUCUCUGUCUGGGGGCGAGCCCCCCCAUUGCCUGAGGAACCUGCAACGGUCCCCCUCUAAGAGCCGUCUUGCCUGGAGACAGACCUAAUCACGCAUCGAAGCGGGAAGGCGCUGGUCUGGAGACGGGGAGUGGGACUGGACCCUCUCAACUGCCUGUCGCUGCCCCACAGUGACCUGUCGGUGGAGGCUGCUGACCCAGGGGGGCUAGGGGCUCCCCAAGGGCUCCGUCCUGCCUGCCUGUCCCCAAGCAGCUCUGCGGUUCCUCUGCUCCCGUGAGCGGGGGCGUCUCAGCCCCAGUGUCAGACUUGGAAGGUCUGUCCCUCCUGGUAGGAAGGAAAUUGGGUUUGUUUUGAGCACCAGUGUUGAAGUCAGUCCUGAAAAUCUUGGGCCCGAUGCUGUUUUCCUUCCAUUUGAUCUUUGCAUCCGGUUCCCAGAAGUGGAGCCCUGCUGCUGGCAGGGUCACAGCAGCCCUCAGUCCCCUGGGUGGGGACGAAGUUCUGUUUGACGGUUCGCAGAGGUGACGUCCCCCUCUCGUCCCUGGCCUUUUAUAAAGAGGAGCUGUGAGCUGGCAGCAGCCGCCCGUCAGGCUGCGGGGCUGAGGCUGAGGGACAGCAGCUACAAGGUGGACCUGAGCGCCAUGGGCUGCCGGGGGUCGGGCCUGGGGAAGACAAAGGCCUGUCUGGUGCCGGGGCUGGCCCUCUGCCUCCUGCUGGGGCCUCUGGCAGGGGCCAAGCCUGUGCAGGAUGACAGAGACCCCUACGCCGAACCGCCGGCCCUGCCAUACUGGCCUUUCUCCACCUCCGACUUCUGGAGCUACGUGCAGCACCUCCAGGCCCUGGGCGCCUACCCCCAGCUGGAGGACAUGGCCCGCGUCUUCUUCGCCCACUUCCCCCUGGGGACCACCCUGGGCUUCCACGCCGCCUACCGGGAGGAGUGACGUCAGGGCGGCAGAGUGACGAGGGCGGGGGCCCCACCCUGAGGGAGUUGGGCAGACCCCGCACUCAAUAAACGCCGGACUUAAGCGCA
Phacochoerus africanus (Common warthog) is the source of this 1149-nucleotide messenger RNA. It is a transcript of the gene OTOS, whose product is annotated as otospiralin. Gene Ontology annotation, biological process: sensory perception of sound. The record is from RefSeq and is a predicted model, not a curated record. Lineage: Eukaryota; Metazoa; Chordata; Mammalia; Artiodactyla; Suidae. Bases 761 to 1060 code for a protein of 99 amino acids. The transcript is spliced from 4 exons.